CAUGGGUUGGGCUUGGCAGGCCUUUUUAAGUCAGUCGGCUCUGAGUCUCCUGCCAGUGUGCUGUUGACUGUCUGACAGCGUACACGUUGCUGUCCUCACAUCUGCUGUUUGAAGAGAGAAACGCUCGGCGAGAUGGCAGGGCACAUCUAUAGUGAAGUGGACUUCCACUCGAAGACCAACAACACUGAACACCACACCAGUGCAAUCUCGGUGGAUCAGCUGAUUGUGAGGAGAGGCCAGCCCUUCAAGUUGACCCUCAAACUGAAUCAGCCCUUCAACCCCGUCUUUCACCCGCUUUCCUUCACCGUAGUGACAGGAAGCCAUCCCUCUGAGGAGCGGGGGACAAUGUCACACUUCGGUGUCCCCGAUCGUGUUGACCGUUCACCACUGGCAAAAGCAGUGUGGAAGGCCGAGCAGGAAAGGAGCUACUCCCUUCUGUCGAGCAUCUUGAACCUGACCAUUACCCCCCCAGCUGACGCCCCCAUUGGGAUGUACAACCUGAGUGUGACACAUGGGAAUGAGAAAAGGUUGCUGGGAACGCUGCUGGUGCUCUUCAACCCCUGGUGUCCUGGUGACUGGGUGUUUCUGUCCGAUGAAGAGCAGAGACAGGAAUAUGUGAUGAAUGAUCAAGGAAUCAUCUACAAAGGAAGUGGAAACUAUAUCUUCCCUAUGAACUGGGACUAUGGGCAGUUUGAGGAGUCCAUGGUGGAGAUUUGUAUGAAAAUAUUGGACCUCAACCACAAACACAAGAGGGACCCAGCUGAUGAUGUUUCUGCUCGCUGCAACCCCAUCUACGUCAGCCGCGUGGUCAGCGCCAUGAUCAACAGUAACGAUGACCGCGGCGUCGUGCAGGGCCGCUGGAGCACUCCGUACACGGGCGGCGUGGCGCCCACUCACUGGAACGGAAGUCACGCCAUCCUCACGCAGUGGCUCAGACGCGGCUGCUACCCGGUCAAGUACGGCCAGUGCUGGGUGUUCGCCGGCGUCAUGUGCUCAGUGAUGCGUCUGCUGGGUAUCCCCUGCCGCGUGAUCACCAACUUCCAGUCAGCCCACGACAACAACAGGAAUCUGAUCAUUGACGUGUACCACGCCGACUACGGAGUGAGACCGAAACCGAGUCCUGACAGUAUUUGGAACUACCACGUGUGGGUGGAGGGGUGGAUGAGGCGGCCAGACCUGACAGUAGAUGGCAAAUAUGACGGCUGGCAAGUUCUGGAUCCAACCCCACAGGAGAGGAGUGAUGGUGUUUUCUGCUGUGGUCCAGCGCCAGUCAAAGCCAUCCUGGAUGGAGAAACACACCUGAAAUACGACGUCCCGUUUGUCUUCGCUGAGGUCAACGCCGACUGUGUUGACUGGCUGGUCAAAGCUGACGGGUCACACGUGAAGAUCUGGUCUGACACUAAGAGAGUCGGUCAGAAUAUCUCCACCAAGUCUGUCGGCUCCAACAAGAGGCUGAACAUCACCGACACCUACAAACACAGAGAGGGAACUGAAGAGGAGAGGUCUGUGUUCAAAUACGCCUGCACCAGAGACUACUCCAAACUAGCUUACUACGAUGACGUGGAGGUGAACGUCGCAAAUGCAGGGAUGCCGCACAGUGACGUGAAUGAGGAGUCGGUCGAUAAUGAGGAGACGGAGGAGCCAGUCAAUAAUGAGGAGACAGGAGGGAACGCGGCGAAUGAGGAAAACGUGGACAGCACCCCUCAAGUGCCGCAAAUAACCAUGCGAUUUGAAGAGGUGUCCAAACCGAUGAACGGAAAAGACGUGAGCCUGAAGCUGGUGCUGCACAGUAAGAGUGCUGUUGCCAUGCAGCUGUCCAUCAACAUCAGCGUCCAGGCCAUGAGGUACAACGGCACACCAGCUGCAAACAUCAAGUCUGAGGUGAAGGAGGAGACGCUGCAGCCUGGCAAAGAUCUGUUCAUCCCAGUCCUGGUCCCAUUCUUGGUCUACCAUGAACACAUAGUGGACCGUGAAAGCAUGAAGAUUUCAGCCGUGGUCAUGGACAAAUUGAACCCAGUCAACACAUGCCUGGCUGUGAACGACGUUGUGCUGCUUGACCCUCCCAUCUCCGUCAAAGUGUUCGGUCCGGUCAGAGUGAACCGUGAGACAUAUGGGGAAGUGGUUUUCAUGAACCCGGCACAGGAGACGCUGAAGAACUGCAGUCUGACUUUCUCAGGGAGUGGCCUGUGGGAAAAGGACAUGGAAUACAAGUUUGCAGAUUUGAGGCCAAACUCCAGAAUCACCAUCAAAUUCACCUUUGCUCCCUACAAGACCGGAAAGAAGACUCUCACAAUCGGCUUCAACUGCUCCACCUUCAGGGACAUCAAGGGCUGGUGCCUUGUCGAUGUCGAGCCAUAAAUUUCUCGGGGUCACACUCUGCAGGUUUACAGCUGCUUCUGUGUGAAGAAAUCUCUGCUGGCUUCUGAUGUCACCCUCGACAUGAUCUUGAUGUCAUGCAGCCUUUGGUUCUCAGUCCGGUCAGACUUCCUGUUGUUACUUCUGCACAUGCACUUGUGAUUUUCCUGCAUACUGAUUUUGGUGAACCUUCUUUAUUAUUGUGACUUUAUUUAAUUUUUGUUUAAAGGCGUAAUCAUGUGGUUUUCAAUCAAAUGUGGGUGCAGGGUGUAAAAAGCCACUUGACUAAAAGCUGUGAGUUUUGGUCAAAACAAAAUGUUUUCCUUGUUGCUUUGCAUUUUUGUGAAGUUGCUGCUCCUGCUGUCCAGACUGUUUGUGUCGUGUUAAAUAUUUGGGUAAAGUGGCAGCUUUAGAAAGAACCAUUGUCGGUUUAAAUUCAUUAUUCAUUCAUUAUUUAAAAUCAAGCCAUCCCUCCAUUUUCUCCCACUUACCCGGGGACGGGUGGCAGGGGCAGGUAUCCCGGGCACCCGUCUCCUGCACUAUGUUUUCCAACUCUUCCUGGGGGGGUCCCAAGGCUUCCCCAGGCCAUGACUUAAGAUGUCUUUCAAAAUGAAAAAGGGAUGAGCUUAAGAGCGAUGCCCGAGCCAGCCUGUAGCAACGAGCCAUCCAUCAAAAUAAACCACGGAGUGUGUGUUCGUGGUGAUGAAGGUACAUGUUUCCCAGGGCAGCAGUUUGACUCACUGUGCUUCUGGGAGUUUUUGGAGCCCUGCCGUAUUUGUAAUGGCAGCUGCUUCAGUAAACAAGAUUCUUUUUUUUCUGAACAUUUUCACUCUGGAUCUUAUUGAGACUGUUAACAUGUGUUGCUGUUUGUUUAAGGUCUGAGUUUGAGGCCACCUGACGCGGACACUGAUAUCAUAUAAAGUCUUCAGAAUCAUAAGCGAAGAUCCUCCAGAUACCAAAGACAGGAAACAUGAAAUGAUUCUUCUUUAUGGACACGCUUGUGUGUUGCAGGAAUGACUUUAUAUGCGUGUCACUUUUGACCUCAUGUACACUGAAUGUACACUGAUAUAAAUAUGUGAUAAACCAGUAUUAGAAACAGUACAUGCAGACUGGUGGUUACAUGUCGAAUUUAAAGUUUACAUAAAAGAAGAGCGCAGCUAAUCCUGAUGCACUCACACACACUCAGCUGUUUUCUCUCAGCAGUUUUACCCAAAGUCUUUUCAUCUCUUUGCUUUAAAUGAAUCAAAAAUAAUAAUAAUAAAAAAAUUAAUUAAAAUAAAAAAUCAAUCCUUUAAUUCUCCAUACCUGCUUGUUCCUGCUCCUGGAGGAAACAGAGCUUUACUCCUCUGAGACACAUUCUGAAUUUUAUAUCUUUUAGGCAUUUAUGUUAUCAUCUUACAGUGAGACAAAAACAAAUGUUCCUUUAGCAUAAAUUCUGUCUCUGAAGUCCUGAGGGAGCUGGUGUUGAGGUGUCCCCUUGUAGUCCAAAUGCUAUGGAAGCUGCAUAGUUUCAUUGUUUGCAUGGUGCUAAUUAAUAUUUAAGCAACACAAAUAAAUAAAAUGUUUACUGAAA
This is a messenger RNA of Scatophagus argus, 3928 nucleotides long. It is a transcript of the gene tgm8, whose product is annotated as transglutaminase 8. The transcript has 15 exons. The record is from RefSeq and is a predicted model, not a curated record. Gene Ontology annotation, molecular function: protein-glutamine gamma-glutamyltransferase activity. Gene Ontology annotation, biological process: peptide cross-linking. Bases 133 to 2358 code for a protein of 741 amino acids. NCBI's taxonomy places the organism in Eukaryota, Metazoa, Chordata, Actinopteri, Scatophagidae.